UGGAGAAGAAGGCUAACUUGACAGCAGCGCCUCUUUCUAGCUAGCCACCGGCCCCUGCCCAGGAAUGCCUCUGUGCGCAUAGCCUCCGCAGAGAGGUGCUUCUCCCGAGUCCUGAGGGACCGCCCAGCUUCCGAGAACCGGGGAGGAACCCUCCCCGCCAUGAGACCCUACGGGCGUCUGCCGGGGGGCAAGGGGCCCGGAGUGCUCACGCCUCUCCAGCCGCUCCGGAGGGAGAGGUGAGCGCCGGGCAGCCAGCCCACAGCCAGCGGUGCGGAGCCCUGGGCCUGUCAUGGUGGCCGUCCGCUGCCGGCUGGAGGCUCUCCCAGGCGGGUUUGCAGCUGAGCGUGCUUAUCUGGUGUGGGCAGAAGAUGGGGAGUUACUUGUCCAUCCAGGCUUACUUCACCUCCAGAGACCCCUUUCGGUGUUCAGAAUGCCAGGAUUCCCUCACCAACUGGUACUACGAGAAGGAUGGCAAGCUUUACUGCCACAAGGACUACUGGGGGAAGUUUGGGGAGUUCUGCCACGGGUGCUCUCUGCUGAUGACAGGGCCCGUCAUGGUGGCUGGGGAGUUCAAGUACCACCCAGAGUGCUUCGCUUGUAUGAGCUGCAAGGUGAUCAUUGAAGAUGGGGAUGCGUACGCCCUGGUGCAGCACGCCAGCCUCUAUUGCGGGAAAUGCCACAAUGAGGUGGUGCUGGCCCCCAUGUUUGAGAGGCUAUCCACAGAGUCUGUCCAGGACCAGCUGCCCUACUCCGUCACACACAUCUCCAUGCCGGCCACCACGGAGGGCAGGCGGGGCUUCUCCGUGUCCGUGGAGAGUGCCUGCUCCAACUAUGCCACCACUGUGCAAGUAAAAGAGGUCAACCGGAUGCACAUCAGUCCCAACAACCGCAAUGCCAUUCACCCCGGGGACCGCAUCUUGGAGAUCAACGGGAUCCCCGUCCGCACACUCCGAGUGGAGGAGGUGGAAGAUGCAAUUAACCAGACAAGCCAGACACUUCAGCUCUUGAUUGAACAUGACCCUGUCUCCCAGCGCCUGGACCAGCUGCGGCUGGAUGCACGGCUCUCCCCACACAUGCAGGAUGCUGGGCACUCCCACUCCCUCAGCACCCUGGACACCAAGGAGAAUCUGGAAGGGACGCUGAGGAGACGCUCUCUGAGGCGCAGCAACAGCAUCUCCAAAUCCCCUGGCCCCAGCUCCCCAAAGGAGCCCCUCCUGCUCAGCCGUGACAUCAGCCGCUCGGAGUCUCUCCGCUGCUCCAGCAGCUACUCACAGCAAAUCUUCCGGCCAUGCGACCUGAUCCACGGGGAGGUCCUGGGGAAGGGCUUCUUUGGGCAGGCCAUCAAGGUGACACACAAAGCCACAGGCAAAGUGAUGGUUAUGAAGGAGUUAAUUCGGUGUGAUGAGGAAACACAGAAGACUUUUCUGACUGAGGUGAAGGUGAUGCGCAGCCUGGACCACCCCAACGUACUCAAGUUCAUCGGCGUGCUGUACAAGGACAAGAAGCUGAACCUGCUGACAGAGUACAUCGAGGGGGGCACGCUUAAAGACUUCCUGCGCAGUGUGGAUCCGUUCCCCUGGCAGCAGAAGGUCAGAUUUGCCAAAGGCAUCGCCUCUGGAAUGGCCUAUUUGCAUUCCAUGUGCAUCAUCCACCGGGACCUGAACUCGCACAACUGCCUCAUCAAGCUGGACAAGACGGUGGUGGUGGCAGACUUUGGGCUGUCACGGCUCAUAGUUGAGGAGAGAAAAAAGCCCCCAGUGGAGAAGGCUGCCACCAAGAGACGUACCUUGCGCAAGAGUGACCGCAAGAAGCGCUACACGGUAGUGGGGAACCCCUACUGGAUGGCCCCCGAGAUGCUGAACGGAAAGAGCUACGAUGAGACAGUGGAUGUCUUCUCCUUUGGGAUCGUCCUCUGCGAGAUCAUCGGGCAGGUGUAUGCAGAUCCUGAUUGCCUGCCGCGCACACUGGACUUCGGCCUCAACGUGAAGCUUUUCUGGGAGAAGUUUGUCCCCACAGACUGCCCUCCAGCCUUCUUCCCGCUGGCCGCCAUCUGCUGCAAACUGGAGCCCGAGAGCAGACCGGCAUUCUCAAAACUGGAGGACUCCUUUGAGGCCCUCUCCCUGUACCUGGGGGAGCUGGGCAUCCCGCUGCCUGCAGAGCUGGAGGAGCUGGACCACACUGUGAGCGUGCAAUAUGGCCUGACCCGGGACUCGCCCCCCUAGCCCUGGCCCAGCCCCCUGCGGGGGGGCGUUCCACAGCCAGCACUGCCCCCUCUGUGCCCCACCCCUGCUGUGGGCAGGGCCGUCCGGGCUUCCUGUGGAUUGGCAGCUUGUUUAGAAGCAGAACAAGCCAUCCCUUCUACCUCCCCAGGAGGCGAGCGGGGGCAGCACCAGGGCAGCGCAUCUCCUAGGUUCUGGGACCUGGUUACUGUCUGUAAAUCCAGCACUCGCCUAAAAGCUGUGAAGAAGAAAAAAAAGA
Molecule: messenger RNA, 2478 nt
Organism: Vicugna pacos (alpaca)
Lineage: Eukaryota; Metazoa; Chordata; Mammalia; Artiodactyla; Camelidae
Gene: LIMK2
Product: LIM domain kinase 2
Biological process (GO): actin cytoskeleton organization; protein phosphorylation
Cellular component (GO): cytoplasm; nucleus
Molecular function (GO): protein binding; protein serine/threonine kinase activity; ATP binding
Source: RefSeq, a predicted model, not a curated record